CUUCACGAGCCAGCAGAGUGAAGCCAGCUCCCUCAGGAACGAUCCCCAGACAAAGACAACCCCGAGGGACAUCGACUCCAAGCCUCACUGCCUCUGGACAGCCACAUCCAGCCCUGGCUAGCCACCAUCAAUAACCCGCCAGGAUCUGUCAGCGAGCAUGAGAAGACACAACUGAGUGGACAUUCACACCGGACCCCUGGACACUGAUGAGCUGAGGACGACGACUUUGCAACUGAGAUUUCUGCACAUUUCUACACGUACAGCUCAGCAUCAUGACCAGGAAGGUGUUCACCAACACGAGGGAGCGCUGGCGCCAGCACAACGUCAACACCGCCUUCGCAGAGCUCCGCAAGCUCAUCCCUACCCAUCCUCCGGAGAAGAAGCUGAGCAAGAACGAGAUCCUGCGUCUGGCCAUGCGCUACAUCAACUUCCUGGUGCAGCUGCUGGAGAGCCAGACCGGUCAGCCGCCCAACCACUCCCCCACCGCUCUGCUCACCUUCCUCAGAGGAAACAUGGAACAGCUGCACUCCCCUCCACACACCUGGGCCAUGACCAGUGACACAGAAGUCCCGUCACCUGAAUCCAGCUGCGACAGCUCCGAGGCCUGGUAGAACCACAAAACACAAAAAAAGAAAAGAAAAACUCUUGAGUGGACCUUCUGACCCUUUUCCUGGGUUUACAAAACUGAUCCCGUCCUUCCUCAAGACUCAUUUUGUCUCUGCGUCCGUCUCCAGUGUGCGACUGUUGUUUCAAUGCAGGAGACGCAAUGUUGUGUGAUAUUUGUGGACUCCAGACGUGGCAGAAAAUGUGGGCACAGCCUCCACGCUGAUCAGUGUUGAAAUAUGAUUUGCGGGUGAAAAUUAAUUAGUAUUCUGCAUGGAUGUGUAAAAACCUGGAUGUACAAUAUUCCCUUCAUGUCUUCAUGUUAAUAUUCCUUGUUGCCGGCCCGCCUGGAACUAAAUUAGUUUUGCAAUGACAGGGUGUUUUGCCGAUGAGGAAAAUGGAGGGGAUUAAGGAAUUUCUCAUUUCAAGCAAUAGAUUCAGCACUUGAAUAGAUAAUGGCUCAGGCAAUUCUCCAGACUGCAAUCGUCUCAAAAUAGCCAAGGGCACUUUUUUUUUUUUUUUCCUCUUCCUUUAAAUCGACAUGCUGUUUUUUUUCUUGAGAAGACUAAAUCUGACCUUUAUUUUCAUUUAAGAAGGUUAUGUGACAACAGAAGAAUCAGCUCUGUGAAAAACUUUAGCUUUUUCUUACACAUUUUACACAUCGAUGUUCAGUAUUUCUUGAUAACAGUUUGUGAUUUUGGGAAUUUGUGCAAAACUGACAAUCCACUUUCGAUAAUAUCCUUCACGGCGCAUAUAUCUUCUCAUUUAAAUGUGUUUUUAUUUGAGCUUUUGUAAAAUACGCAUGUCAUAUAGCCAAAGAUUAUGAAUUGAUUGUCUACUGUAAAGAGUGUGCUAUUUAUCUUCUGAUACCUCUUUUGUAAGUUAUUUUGGUUUGCUUGUGAAUAUACAAUAUGUUAUUUAUUUGAACUAUUUAUUUAAUAAAUGAUUUGUU
Molecule: messenger RNA, 1555 nt
Organism: Cottoperca gobio
Lineage: Eukaryota; Metazoa; Chordata; Actinopteri; Perciformes; Bovichtidae
Gene: tal2
Product: T-cell acute lymphocytic leukemia 2
Exons: 3
Coding region: 273-611 (112 amino acids)
Biological process (GO): regulation of transcription by RNA polymerase II
Molecular function (GO): DNA-binding transcription factor activity, RNA polymerase II-specific; RNA polymerase II cis-regulatory region sequence-specific DNA binding; protein dimerization activity
Source: RefSeq, a predicted model, not a curated record